UAUAUUUAGCGUCACUUCCACCUUGGAAACCACAGCGUGUGAUAAUUUUACUUUGGUUUGUGGUGUUAUUGUUUUACAAAAUAAAAAAUAAAUAAAGUAAUUGCUAUAAUAUACAUCCUUAAGGAAAUAUUACACGUUAAAAUAAAUUAUGUUGUAUUGUAUGAGUCUUGAACACUUUGAGAAGCAGGAUGUAAACAAAUGCCCUGUUUAUUUUUUCGGACAGAAUGUACAUUCGGAUAUUUGGUUACAUUAUCAUUAUCAUCAUUCAUUGUAUUAUUUAUUCUUUCCAAUGUUGGUGAUGUUUUAGUGCAUUAUUGUUUUCCAACCCCAACCUUUUCUAUGCUCUGCAUCCCUAUGCUUUUUUCUUACUUAUUCUCUCACUCCUAACGAAUUGUUUAACUAAGUCUCGCAUCCCCCUAAUUAAUGUUCAAAUAACAAACAUUUCAAACAAUCAUUCAAUCACUAUUUAGUAAUUUAGUAAAGUUAAAAAUAAAAAUAUAAAAAAGGAAUUACUAUUUUUAUAUUAUUAACAGUCAAUUAACACUAGUAAUACUAAAUUUAAACUAAUACUCUACUAAGCUAAAACUAUGAAAAUGUAUAUUAUUAUUAUGUAUGAGGCUUUUGACAAUCAUACAAUGCUGUACAAUUUACAAUAGUAGUAAUGAAAUGUAACUGGAUUUUUAAAAUAAAUUAAUUAAUGAUAAUAUUAAUGGCUAACAAUGGCACGGGGCUACCAAAAAAAUGGACUUAUUUUUUAUUAUUUUUAUUGUAUUGAAAAAGAGAACUACAGACUGUUGAGCUUUAAAAAAAUGCAAAAGGUAAAUAGUUAGAGACAUCACAUAGGCUAUACUAUGACAUUGGACAGGUAACAUGUUAAUGUAAAAAAAAUAUAGUAUAGUAACUUAAAAGUAAAAAUGACUCCUCUCUUGACUCUUUUAUUCUGGUGAUCUUUUCCUCACAUUUGCAGCAUAUAACUUAGUCAAGUAUAAUCAUUAGUUGACAUGCUCAAAUAAAUUAGCAGCGAGAGAGCUUUUAGAAGUAGAAGUGCUAGACUUUCUUUGGGAACUUGUCUUCAUUAAUUUCAUAGCCAUUGGUCAUUAUUCGAUAUCCAUCUGGAACAGGAAACAUUAUCCUGGGUUAAGUCAAAGUAGUGAUCAAAUGUACAUUUUUCCAUAGUCAGUUCAUCUGACUGACUGGGCUAUUCUUAUGGAUCCUUCAGGUCGUUGUCCUCUUUUGGGCAUCCUUGCCUAUGAGGUCACCUGGCAUCUGGUGUUUAUUUUUAUGUAACAGUGAAUAUGACAUGAGAAAGCAAAUGUCAGUGUGACUCCGAGAUCUGAAUAGUUCAAUCACGAAGAUGAACAUACAGUAUCUAGUAGUAGUAGUGUAGGCCUACAUUAGUAUUUUAUAACCCUCUUAGGCCUAGUUCUACUAGUAAUAAUAUUCUUAGUCAUGGUUUAGUAGCAUAUUAGCCUAAAUAGGUCUUAUUAUUAAUUAUAUUUUUUUAGACCUACAAAAGUCAUUGUACGCUAGGCACACUCAUCAUAACUGGUAAUACAAGUAUUACUGCUUUAAUAGUAUUUUAAGUAGGGUAGGUAGAUUUAAAUACCGUAUUUAUUGGCGUAUAACAUGCCCCCACUUAUAACACGCACCUCAAUUUAAGAAGGAAAUUUCAGGGAAAAAAACUAAACAUUUUAUCGGCAUAUAACACGUACACAUCAUUUACCCCCUAUUUUCAGGGAGAAAAGUGCGUGUUAUACGCCAAUAAAUAUGGUAUUUAAUAAUAUAUAUAGUAGGCUUAUCCCCAAUAUACCAGCAGUUUCACUUUAUUCAAUAUUCUUAAUAUUAAUAUGACCAUUUCAAUAAAACUUUCACAGUCAGAAGACUAUUUUUUUAAUUAAAGGCUUUCUUUCUACGCACAUUUCAAUCUUGACAGAAAAUCAUAAUUUAUUUGUUGACACAUGUGACACUUUCUCUGUCUGUCGAUUCAGUUUUCCUUUUGCAGUAAUAGACUGGUUAACGGUGCAAGAAGGUUGGGUAGAGGAGCAAGUGAGCUCUGAUAAGGCUUGUUUGAUGGAGGUGGGUUAACACCUCCCUAAAAUUAUUAUGGUUUAUGGCAUCUGCUUCAUGAGUGAAUGGCCUGAGAAAGUUGGAUAGUGGUAACUCAGAUCUACCUUUUAGUCUUAUGCCAAGGCCACGUUAAAGUUACAGAUGUCACUUUAACUGGGAUUUUGCAAAUUAUCUUAUACCUUGAUGUGAAUGAUUUUUCUGGUUUCUGGUUCCUCUGUUAGCUAUUACAUUGACAUUAGCCUUGGUGAGAUCAAUCAGCCCUCGAAGACUCAAUUCUACCACCACUUGUCAAUUCAAAGUAACUUUGCAGAUGUGGUGCCGCUUACCAUGGUGGUAAUCAGAUAAUAGUUUCCUGGUCUUUUUCUUUACGCAGUUAUUGUCAUAAUAAUGUUUAACCCUUACUCCCUCUAAACCUAAUUGUAGCUCUAUAUUUGUGAUUUACCAAAAAUUGAUAAAUACAGUAGGUUUUCAUUUCCAAAGCUGAAACUUUAUUUUCAAAAGGCAGACAUUUAACGCCAUCUGAUCUAUAUUGCAGGCUGAACAAUCAGUAAUAUGCCUAUUUGCUUAUGGUUGUAACCCAACAGAUAAUCUUCAUUAAAUCUGUAUCCGAUUACAGCAGUAAUAUUUUAUAUGUUUAUAAAUAAAAGAAAUGAGGCUCCCAAAUUGUAAAGUAAUUGCAAUUUCUCAAAGAACUAACUUUCUCUCAUUUUCAUGUAAAAUUUAAAAAUUGUUUAAUUUUUUUGUACUUACAUGCAGCAUUAAAUAUAGAAUGAAAUAGUUAACUUAACUUGCUUAAGUUGUUGUAUUAGUGUGUAAUUUAAUUUUGCUAUAAUUAUUAAAAUCAGCCAUUGGUAAUAGUAUUAUUUAGACUUAAAGUAUUUUUCUCACAUGCCAUUUAUGCACUCCCAUUACAGCACUAUGUAAUUUAUGAUAAUAAUAAUAAUAAAAAAACUACCAUAGUUUUUCAUUAAGACAAAAACUAUAUUAGAUACAGAAUCCAAAUGAUUGUAUAUUUUUAUAACAGAUUGAAUUCCUUGACUUAAAUCAAUGGUGAAAAAAAUACAUAUUUUUUUUUAUUGCAGUUAAAAUGACUUCAAAUUUUCACAUAGAGGGUCAAAGCACCAAAAAAUACGAUAUACCGUUAUCUCACAUGGAGUAUAGCUACAUUGAAAAAUGCAGCAAUGUAAAAGAACUGGAAAAAAUAUAUCGAGUUUUAAGGUAAACAUUGCCCUUAAUUUGCUAUACUGUUGAUAUUAUGAAAUAGAUAAAUGACAGGUCCUAUUGUCAACCUUUUGGUCAACCUUUUGAAGCAGAUAUCUUAAAAAUAUUUUAAAUUUCAUAUUCAAUUAGAUCAGGAGAUGAGGGCAAAUUCCCAGAUCUUGAAAAAUUUACAGAGAACAGAAUCCAGGCGCUUAAUCCAAAGAGGUGGGUUACGAGUAUAGAUUGCUACGCAGUUUUGGAACACUGACACCACAUGGCAUGACGAGACUUUUUACAUGAUAACACAUUUUCUCCCUCCCUUUAUUUCUACAUCCAAUUCUCUUGCACUUCCUUUUAUUUUAUUUCCUUACCCAUAACUCCUAUCAUAAAAUAAACAGCAAAUGAGCUAACUUUAUUUUCUUUACUUUUUAAUUUUAAAUUUCUACUUGUCAUCAUUUGUUGUUUGCUGAAAUAAAGAUGCAACAGCUUAAGUUGAACAUGGGGACCGUUUUUAAGGAGAAAUCUUAUUUUGCUUUUUAAUUUUAAAAUAAUUCACAUAAAACAAAUAACUUUGUCUUUCAGUCGUGUUUUGAGACAUGAAGGUCCUAUUCUGCGACCUGGUGAUCUUAGUAGUGGUGACUGGAAUCAAAUUGAUGAAGACCUCAAGGUAUGUUGAAAAAUUUACAGUUCUAAGUUAUUUCUUUUAGUGAAUUUAUGGGAUACUAAAUUUUUUUUUUUUAAAGUGUAUGUAGACAGAUUAAUAUAAUUAUGUUUAGCACAAUUUUUAAAUACUAUGGAUUUAUUCUUAGAUUUGGACAACUACAAUGAAUGAGAAAGAAAAAAAAAAGUCGGGAAGCGUUUCCCAAGGACCAGAUGAUAUUUUGGAAGGAGAUGAAAAUCUCCCCCCUGUUCGCUCAAACAACACUGUAUUAGAGGGGAAAAAGGUAAGCUAUUUGAAUUAUAUUACAUGAAAUAAUAAUUUUUUUAAAUGUACUUUUAAACUAAGUGGUGCAUGCCUUAUUCACUGUGUCCAUAUACCUUAUAAACUUUAUUCUAUAUAAUGUGUUAACUUCAGACAGUUGUUAAUAUUUAACCGCAGUUAAGCUCAUCCAUAAAUGGCUGUAAAUUAUAAAUUUUAAUAAAAUUAACAUAAUCUAUUUUUUAAACAAGAAAGCAUUUGUUUUUUCAAUAGAUCUUGCUUAUUGUUUAGCCAAUAUGGUGGAAAUUAGUAUGAUCAUAGAGAAUUUUACAUUUUUGAAAUUUAAAUUAAUUGGAAUCUUUUGUGUUUCAGCAAAAAAAAAAUUCAGAUAGCAAAAAAACAAAGGUCAUGCCCAGAGAUUACAGAGAAUGGGACAAGUAAAUUAAACUUUUUAUUCUAAAAGUAAUUUGCAAGGUGGAGUUAAAUAAAAUGUGCAAAAAGUAUGUGGGGGGGGGCGGGGGCGGAAUAAACACUAAAGUUAUUGCAAAACUUUAAAAAAGAGGGAGCACAGCAACAAAAUUAUAAAGAGAACGUCUUCAAUAGUGGACAAAAAUAAAGCAAAAGAGAGAUUGGAAAAAGUAAUCAAUAAAAUAAAAUGAAUUUGGUUGUGUAGGCUUGCAUUUUUGACCAGCUUAGUGAAAUUACUUGAUUAUUGAUUUAAGUUUAGCUAGCUAUCUAUUUUGAAAAAAAAUGAUUGAGAACUUCAGAUGUUUCUAAAAAGAUAUUCUGUUAAGAAAAUAGUAGCACCAAAUGUUUUAUAUAAAAAAAUACUUUAACCAAGAAAAUUUGGCCUAAAUGAGGAAAUCAGUAAUUAAAAACAAAGGAAACAUAUUUCAGGAUUGACAUUGAUGCUGAACUAAGCAAAAUAGAUUCUGAUGAAAACAAGAAAACACCUACCAACAAGACUAAGAUCAAUGGGGUCAAUAUUAAUAUUGAAACUGCAGGUUUGCACUUUUUUUAUUACCUGCUGACAACAGCCAAAUAACAUUUUUUGCUGUGAGCGAAAUGAAUAACCACCAGGAGACGAUUCACAAGGAACAUUUUCAGAAAUCUUAUACAAAAUUUUCAUAUAUAUAUAUAUAUAUAUAUAAUAUAAUAUUUAAAAAAUUAUAUGUUAAUUAAAAUAGUAAAAGCAACAUAUUUCAGCUCACAUUAUCAUUAACCUUAUUGCGGACCAAAUUAUGUUAUGCUACAGUUACUCUCAUCACUUUGGCAAAUAUUAUUGAUAUAUGUAAUUCAAACUAUCUCUUCAUAUUCAGGUCUGAGCCAGGAAGAAAAAGAACUGAAGGCAAAUAGAGAGAAAGAUAAAGGCAAUGAGGUAAGCAGUUGUUUUAUAAUGAUCUUAAUAAUCUAAAACAAAAGUAAUAGUUAUCAUUAAUUAUUACAAUACAUGCUUUGUUGGUCAUUACAGGCAUUUCGAGCUAAAGAAUUUGAAGAAUCAGUUACCUAUUACUCAAGAAGCAUUACUCUUAUCCCCACAGCAGCUUCGUACAACAACAGAGCAUUGGCAUGUGAGUUUAUUUCAAAAUUGUUUGGUUUAGAAAUACUGUAUGUACUCAUUCUAAAGCCUGUUCUUUCAUAAACCAACAACUCACUCAUAAGCGGACCCCAUAAAAAAUAAUAUGCUAGUAUAAGCAAUACAGUUAUAAAGAAAGCUAUUAAUUUUUUUUUAAAAAUCUAUUCGCCUCUUAUUCCCCUGAAUAUUUCUAAAAAAAAAUUAAGUGGAUCUGUUGAGUAUAUACAGUAAUAACAAUCAUAGCUCUCUUUUAAACAUUUAUAUUAAUUUAAUGAUGCUAUUAUAACAUUCUGAUUCUAUUUAAUUGUUUGCUCAAAUUACUCCUGUAUUGCAGACCUAAAACUUGAGAAAUGGGACAAAGCUAUUAUGGAUUGUGACAGUGUUCUCAAUCUAGAAGCUGACAACAUAAAAGGUCAGAGUGAUAAUCAUCAUUUGUUUCAUUUAAAAAGAGUUUCAUCUGCUGAUUUGUAUUAUUCUAAUAAAUGAAAUUACUAUUAAAGUGUUAUUCUUGAAAAAUUUAUUUCGGUAUUUUUCUAAUUUUAUAUUUUAUCUAUUUUAUGAUUGUGAUAACUGAUUGUACCAUUGUUGCAGCUUUGUUAAGAAGAGGAACAGCCUACAAAAGUAAGAAGAGCUAUACAAAUGCUGUCUCUGAUUUUGAAAAAGUGCUUAAAAUGGAAGCAAACAAUAAGACAGCUGAGGUGAGUUUAACAAUGUUACUACUGCUGAUUAGUUUAAUUAAUCUCUAUCACUAUUAAGCACAUUCAUCUUUUGUUGGAAACGUUUUGUUCUUUGUCGCAGAAUGGAUGUUACUUUGGUUUUUGUGGGCCCUGCUUGUGGUCAUGUACCAAGAAUUAGUAGUACUCUAGUGAAUAAUACAGGGGCGCUAUUCUCUGUGUAGAUUUAUAAUCCAGACCUAAAGGCAAUUAAGUAAAUACGCAACACUAAAAAUUGUUUGAACAACUCCUAAGAAGCCGUUGUUGAAUGUUCACUUUCUCUAGGUCUCUCUACAGCUACACCUAUAGCUGUUUCUGUCAUUUCCGGUCUUUUUGGCUAGACUAUAUUACAGACCUGUUUACUCUUAUGAUUUUGGAAUACAAUAUACGAUUUUGAGGUGUAUACAAUUUAUAUAAUGUAUGUUUAUUUUUUUUACGAUUAAGUUCAUGUAAUGAAUGAUUUUGUGAUGAUAUUGUACGAUUUUAAGAGUUUGAGGGUAAACAAGCCUUAUAUUAUGUAAGAAAACUUUUACCUUGUAUUUAGCUGUCAUGAUACUACAAAAAUACCAGACUCCACUCCCAUGGCUAAAACAUUAUUUUAAACCUACGUAUCAAAUUUCAAUUCUGGGUGUUCUAUCCCUUUUACUAAUCAAUAUAACACUGUACAGGAAGUGCAUAGUCAUUUCACAUUUACUUGCAAAUUACCAAAUGCAUUACUUUAAUUCAUACAUGAUGCCUCUAUCACAACCUAUUAGUUUCUACCUGAUGUACCCUUUAUUCCAAGACUGUCAUGUUUUCCCACUACUGGCAUAAACUGCACAAACACCAAUGUCAGCUCCACCAUGCCACUUGUUCUUUUAUUCAGUACUUAUGAAAAUCAUUUUCACAUACCGCCCUAAUCAUUUGGGACUUCGUUAUUUUUCAAUAUCAAAUUCUUUCUUUCUUUUUUUAAGGGCUUGCUUCAAGAAGUUCAAAGAGAAUUGCAAAAGGAAAAAAAGGAAAAAGGAAGACGCAUGGUGAUAGAAGAAGUUGAGGAGGCUGAUGAUAAAACUGAAGAAAAAGAAAUAGAUAAAAACCCAGUUAUUAAUGGUCAUGGGCCAUCAUGUGAUGUUGGUCAAACUGCUUUAGAAAUAAACACCAAGAUGAAAACUGAAGAAACAACAAAUACUUUAAAUGAUUCUGUAUCAGCUUCAGUAUGUCAAGAAUCUCAGGAAAAGGCUUCAGAUUCUGAAGAUAAAUCCACAACAUGUAGACUUGCCACAGAGUCACAGACAUGUGAACAAUCUUGCAGUGAAUUAAAAGACAAUACCACAUUAUGUUCAAAUACAUCUUCAGAAGUGCCUUAUGUUGUUACCUCUACUUCUGAGGAAAAUAAUGCCUUAUCUUCCACAAAUGCAUCAGAAACACUGGUUUUACAGUCAUCUUCCAAAGUGUCUUUCAGUCUUGAGGAGACUUCAGAGUCCUCUCAAGCAGCACAAGAGGCAGCACAACAAAUGAAAUUUAACAAUGCUCAUAGCAAUCAGUUCACUCGUCCUCAUUAUGUUCAGUUUCCACUGCCAUCUGACAUCCAACAGUUAAAAGAGAAUGGGAAUACAUUCUUCCGUAGUGGGCAGUAUGGUGAUGCUAUAGAGCAGUAUUCUAAAGCUAUUAAAAAACUUGAGAAAGGUAUAAUAUAUGAUGUUAGUAUGUGGGUUUUCUUUAAUUUAAGGAUUCUCAAAUAAUGCUCCCUGUUAAUAAAUUUCAUUUAUUGUCCAUCUUUGAAAUAAAAAAAACAACAUACAACAUAAUCUUUAACGAUCUGCAUGUAAGUUAAAAGAAAUUUCUGGUAUCUAUUAUUUAGUCAUAGUACUGCUGCUACUGUAAAUUUAUUUGAGGGGUUUCAAUAUCAUUUACUGGGGAAAAUAAAAUUAGUAUUACUUUGCCAGUUUUGAUUAGCUAGGUUAAGGAACUAAGCAAGAUUGUGAUGAAAAAGUAACAUUUGUUUACAGUGAUUAAAUGUUAAAGUCUAGAAACUUACAUUCCAUGACAUAGCUUACGGUUCGUUAAGUUAUUUGAAGAACUGAUACAGCGAUUGCUGUAAAAAAUAAAUAUUUAAAAUUAAGAUUGCUUCAUCAAUGGACAUUUCACUAUUUAGUUAAAAUUAUGAUAAAUUGCAUAAAUAAAAUGACUUUUUUUAUCAUCUAAUUGCAGAACCAGAUCAGAAUGUGAAUCUCUCUGUGCUGCUGAGUAACCAAGCAGCUUGUUAUCUCAAGACUGGCAACUGCAGUCAAGCUGUAUCAGAAUGUAGCCGAUCUUUGGAGCUUGUGCCCCAUAGUGCAAAAGCCCUGCUUCGUCGGGCAACUGCUUAUGAACACUUGGAGAAGUAAGUUUAUCAUGACUGUUAGAUGAACAUAUAUUUAUUGAAUGCUAACAUAUAUUUAUAUAUUUAGCUUUCAGAAUUUAACUACCAGCUGAUGUUUGUAGUAUCAGUUUGCUAGUUUUGAAAAUGUAAUUAUAUCAUAAUGGAAAUAAUACAUUAUUUAAAUUAAAUAAUUUUAACAAAUGUACAACUAUUUUGUCUGACAGGUAUGCUGAUGCAUAUAUUGAUUACAAACAUGUGAUAAGUAUUGACAAAACAGCUGAUCAAGCUCAUCAAGGGGCAGCAAGGUAGAAAGUUCUGUUAAGUUUAAAUGUUAAAAUCAUUUUGGUAACCACUUAGAAACAUUCAGUACCUACUGAGCUAUUUUUUGUUUGUUUUGAGAAAUCACUUUUAAAAUUAAAAUAUGUGGUGAAAAUAAGUAAAUAUAUUUGAGCGCUUAUAUUUAAUAUUCAAAUUAUUUCAUCAGGGUGAAUCUGGAAAGGCUAUUGAGCAAAAGUGUUAAGUGUGAGAGACAUUAAUGGUUAUGGAUGAUCAGUCUGUUAACUUCUAAUUUGACCAUUGAUAAAAAUUAGGAAAGUUGGACAUUUAAUGUUUAGUAAUCAGAAAUAAAAAAGCUAGCUCCAUUUUGAUAUACAAGAACUUUAAAGGGUAUUAAAUUUCGUUUAAAGAUAACAAAAACCCCCCACGAUUUUUCAUUGUUUUUAAAAGUCAAUGAGACCUGAUGCUUAAACAAAAAAUUCAGUAAAUGUGUGCAUAAUCUCCCAAUCAGAUGUCAGUCAGUUCUUCAGAAAAACUUGGGACCAAAGUGGCGUCAGAAUAUUCCAUCUUUGGUGUUUGUCCAGCCUUGGGAAAUACCACUCAUUGUUGACCAAGGUGGCAUGCAUGAAUCUCUAUCUUCUUCAACAUCAUUGGCUGAUAAAGAUGGUAAGUAUAAUAACAUAAAUGGAUUUCUAAAAUAUUUUUAGUGUGAGUGCUUUUAAUUUGAAGUUUUAUUUUUAGGCGCUUAUGGUCAUUUGCUGACAUCAUUUGGCAGAAGAAUAAAUCACUGUAGGAAAAGUUGUCAAAUGAUUGUUUACUAGCAAGCAGCUUUGUUUGAGUAAUGCAUAAACUUAUGUAGCAUUGCAUAAAUCAUUAAAUAGAAAAUGCAGAGUAAGUUUUUGCUUUAAAUCUCGACAAUUUAAAUUAUUGUGACCUCGAUAUGAUUAUUACUACAAAAUUAUCAGUUCCACCAGAAAGAGCAAAAGAUAAUGUAAAAUAAAAGUUUAUACUUGAAAGUGUUGUGCAUUGUGCAAUCCACAUAUCAUCUGCAGCCACCUCUUUUACUGGAUUUUCUAGGCUGAUGUUUAAUUUUUUUUCUGAGGUCUUUUAGAGAGAAAAAACAGUGAUGUCCAUGACAUCACCUCUCCUGUUAGGUAGUGGUGACUGUCCAGAUGUAUCAGAUGCUUGGAUGUGACCAUCUGUCAACGCCGUUGGCAGUUGCUUUUUCGUCACCUUACCAUUUCGCCUUUAUUGACAAAUAUAAAAUUAUUGAAAGUUAAAAAGUAAUCCUGUAAAUUUAGAUGUGAUUAAAACAAUUUUGAAGAUUCAAGAACUUAAAUGUAUUGAGUUUAAAGAAAUCUUUCUAUAUCAUCUCCCAUAUACUAAAAGGGCCACAUAAAACCAGUAUGUCUUUGUGGAAUCAGAUGUGAUUUGUAGUCGUGAUCCCUGUUUACAUGGAUGGUUGUGCAAAAUAUAGUGUAUAUUCAAGAGUUGGAUUACAAGUUAGAUUAGUUAAGGUGGUUUAGGAGAGCAUCCUUUUUAUAGUGCUAAAAAUAUAAAUUAAAUUAUUAAUUUUUUUAGUCUAUAGCAAUAUAUCCACUAAGACGAUUAUGAAGAACUAACAAACAACCUAAAAACAAAAACUCAUGAACAUUUUUUACGUUUACAUAGAUAGAUGGUUUACAUAGAUAGAUGUUCUUGAAACCUCUACAUUUUUAUAAUCACCUGUGUAUUUAAAUACGGUAUAGCUUUUUUCUUUAGAUUUUUUUUCUUUAUCAACAUCAUUGAAACAGCCAGAAGGCAAAUGGCCCAGCUGCGAAAUGGCCCCAGGGCAAAACAGUGUCAGCAAAUUGUCAUAGAUCCACCAGAUGCUGCCUGAUCCAUAGCAUUUCUAGAUCUUUGAUGAAUUAUGGCAUCUCCUGUGUUAUGGGUGCUUUCAUAAAAGUCCUACUUGUAAUGUCCCUCCCUAUUUUUAAAGAGACCCAUGAGGUGCCACAGAAUGUCCAGUAGUAUUAGAGGACCCUUGAAGGAGGAUGGGUCCUUCUCUAAGAGCAAAGUGUAUAAAACAUGUCAUCUUACACUAACCCAGCUUCUACUCUCCCGUCUGGACUCCCAGUGGCUGGUUGCCACGUGGGUGGCUGGUUGCCACGUGGGUGGCUAAUCGCCAUGUGGAGACACAGGGUAUGCAGCUUCUAGGUGGGAAGAAAAGCCACAGACAAAACCUGUAAAACAACAGUGAUGAAGACAAAAAGAAAUACAUCAGAGCCUGGGCAUAGCCUUGUUUAUCAAGGCCCACAUUGCUUGGCAGAACCCAGGACCAGAUUUAAAACAUAUGCUACUAGGAAAAACAUAAACACACAUUAAAAUAUCCUGCAAAUCAGCAACUGCAGGAUAUAGAAAAAAAUAAAAUAGGUGGCCAACCUCCUGCACAUGAAACAAGUACAUAUAGAACUACUACAAGAAACUUUACACCACAACACAGAUUACAGGGUAUACUCAUUACAUUUGCAAGCACCGUGACUUUAGGGGCAUCAUCAACUACAUAAGAAAUAACAUCCAAGGUGAGGUUGAGGCAAUCCCUACAGUUCAGAUCACAGAUACUGGUAUCCAAAAUGUUACUGUAUUGUACCAUGGACAAAAAUAUACAUUCUUCAUCGGGUACAACCCGCCAACAAAAAUAACUGCAACUUACCCCACCAAGAGAGAACACAAAUACUCCAAGACCCUGAUUGCUGGUGAUUUUAAUGGUCUCUCCCCUCAGUGGGGAUACCAAAAUGACAACAACAACGGAAAGGCAAUAGAUGUACCGUACUUAAACUCUUAAAAACCUAUUCACUAUAUAGAACAGUCAACACACACUCUUCUCCACAGAGAUUAUAACACACUCAGCAGACCUGAUCUAACCUUAGUCUGUUCAGACUGAAAACAGAUAUACAACUGUGAGGUGUUUGUUGGCAUAUGUAGCGAUCACAGACUCAUUCUCACAACACUAACACCAUCAAAAGAAUUUUUAAUGGUCCCAUCUAAGUAACAUCUGUGGUAGACCUAGGACAUGGUCCCUUCUAACUUAAGUGACAUCUGUGGUAGACCUAGGACAUGGUCCCCCCUUCUAAGAAUCAUCUGUGGUUAAUCAUGGAAAUCCAAACCAAAACCAUUGUACUGUGUACUUAAUUAAAAAAAUAGGGGAAGAUCAAAAGAAAGAAAUUCUUUAACAAACACUUAGCCUCAAUAAACAAAGCAAACAAGAAGACAAUGACCAAUCCCUAAUAAUGAACUUAAGUCCAAAGAGAGAGCUCCGCAUUGACCAUUUUGAAGAAAUCUUCACACAAAUUGAGCUCAACAUAGCUAUGAAAAAACUGAAAUCUUGCAAAGAAUCAGGACCAGAUAAAAUCUAUAAGGAAAUGCUAGUAAAUUUGGACUAGCACCCUCAAUAAACACCAAGCUGGCAUCAGAGCAGGGCAGUGUACUGAGGCUCGACUCUUCCUCCUGAACAAAAGAAUCUUGAAUGGCUUCCAAGACAAAAAACAAAACUCAGCAAUCUUUGUUGUCCUCCAGGAGGCCCAUGAUGGAUUCGGGCGGAAGUAAAGUUAGUUAAACAUUGCAGAGAUUCCUGGAGCAAGCAAAACAGGGAGCAUCCAAUGGUCCAAUGAACAGCCAGACAUACCUACAUCACUCAACACAGCCAAACAUACCUACAUCACUCAACACAGCCAAACAUACCUACAUCACUCAACACAGCCAAACAUACCUAUAUCACUCAACACAGCCAGACAUACCUACAUCACUCAACACAGCCAAACAUACCUACAUCACUCAACACAGCCAAACAUACCUACAUCACUCAACAUAGCAAGACAUACCUACAUCACUCAACAGAGCCAAACAUACCUACAUCACUCAACACAGCCAAACAUACCUACAUCACUCAACAGAGCCAAACAUAUCUACAUCACUCAACACAGCCAGACAUACCUACAUCACUCAACACAGCCAAACAUACCUACAUCACUCAACACAGCCAAACAUACCUACAUCACUCAACACAGCCAAACAUACCUACAUCACUCAACACAGCCAAACAUACCUACAUCACUCAACACAGCCAAAUAUACCUACAUCACUCAACACAGCCAAACAUACCUACAUCACUCAACAGAGCCAAGCAUAUCUACAUCACUCAACAGAGCUAAUAAGAAAGGAGUGUUUAAAUAGAUGGGCUAAGUAAGGGCUCAACAGGAAGAUAUGUUUUCACACAUGUGCCCAGUCCAGACCCCAAAGAUCCAAAGACAUGAACAGGUCAUAAUCUUUCGCCUGUGCACAGGAUACAUGCAACUAAAUUCUCACCUUAACCGCAUAAAGCCUGAUAAAACGCCAACGUGCCCCCUCUGCAGACAUCCAUGAGACAGUAACCCAUCAUCCCUUCCACUGCCCAACACUUAAGGACUUACACCUAAAUGACCUACCAAAACACCAGACUACACCAACACCCUAUAUUUAAUCAAAGAAAAGCUGAGGUGAGUGUGUAAAUUCUUCACCAUGGCUGCAGGCCGAAGAUCGAAUGGCCACUGCAUCUGAAUGAUGGUGAUGAUUUCAGGUCUUUUCUCUUACGGUCUUGCUUCCUCUUGCCUUAGGUGGCAUCCAAGUAUAUAGCAGUUAGGUGUUUGAGCUGUUGUGGCAGAUGCAGGUUUUUCCCUGCAGAGCUCAUUGUGUAAACAACAGUUGUUUGAGAUUUUGUUGUCCACUCUUUAUUAUGACUUGUCUCUUCCAUAUGUUGUGGUAGGUUUAACCAAAAAUAAAAAAUGUCAAUGCAGCUGAUAAUGACUUUUAAAAAAUAGAUUUAGUUGUGUGCCCUAGCAUCAUAAAAGAUUCAAUAACCACUUGAUUUGUUAUCUUAAUGAAUAACUGAAACAUUUUAUAAUUAUUUUUGCUUUUCACAUCUGAAGAAAAAAAUCUAGCAAAGGAACAGUAACCUUGAACAUUGCAUCUAAAAAUAAAUAGUGAAUUUAAAGUAGCCCAAAGUUUGAUUAUUGUACAGUUUUUUUGUUGUUUCAAUUUGUAUAGGUGAUUCUGCACAGAAAAGUUUACCCAGUGCAGCACAUGAACAAAGUGUAACUUCCACUAUCCAGAAUAAUGAACAUUCAAAAACAAACUCUACUGCUGGUGAAGGGGUUGUGCCACCAGAGAAUGAUUCAGUAGUAAAGUCAUUAGAACAAAAUUGUGCAGCUCCUGAAUUAAGUAAAGAACAGGAAUGUGAAGAGUUAAAGACACUUGGGAAUCAGCAUGUUCAAAAGGUACCAUGAUUUUUCAACAUUUUUUUUAUAUGGUGCAGGUACAUAAAGUCUCUAUCAAGCAAUUUAUUGUGCUACUGCCAAAUAAAAAACUUCAGGGCAUCAGUUUCAAUGUUAAAAUUCAGAUAGUGUUUGAAUUGUCUGGAACAUUUUUUGCUCUGUAAAUGAUAGGUGACAAAAAUGAUUGCAUGAGCAUCCACAGGACCGAAAGAUGAUUAAAGAGAUACGAUUAAGUAAAAGAAUGAGAAGCAGUGUAGGACUGUACUAUUUUUUGAAGUUAUUUUUGUGGGUUCUACAUUAAUGUCUGCCUUGUAAAUUUUUUUUCUUUAGUGUGUGUUCAAUCCAUCUCUCAUCCCUUUUCGUGACGUUACACUUAAUUAUUCAUGUUUGAUAUCUAUUUAGGGGCAAUAUCAAGAAGCAGUGAAGUGCUACAGUUCAAGUAUUACUUUGUGCCCAGAUCAAAUUGCUUGUUACACAAAUAGGGCCUUGUGUUUCCUCAAGCUCCAAAUGGUAUGACACUUUUUCUAUAAAGUCAUACAAAUAUAUUAACAGCUAGGGAUAACUGCAAGCUUCCCAUCACAAAAUUAUUUUUUUACCACACAGUCAACAAAGUUAUAGUAAUGCUUAUUUGAAUGGUUACAAAUUGUUUCAUUAAUAUUUAUUGAACAAUAUGAAGAGAAAAAUGGGACCACUCAGAAAAUCGAGGCAAUGAGGAUACACAUUUUUUUUUCGUGUAACUAGUGCUUGGGUAAAGAGCAAAUAAUAUUUUUAAUGAGCUUUUUGUAUGACAUUGUUGGCUCUUUAAGAAAAAGAAUAAUUUUAAAAAAUUGUUAGUAAUAAAAUAUGAGUAUUCAAACUUGUAUGUAUUAAGUUCUAAAAGAUUCCAGUAUCAUGAUUUUUGUCAAAUUAAAUUCAUUCACCUUAAGUUUGACAGAGUAUUUUUUUAAUCUCUAGGCUGCAGAAGCAGCAGCUGACUGUGAUAAAGCCCUUAACAUCCAAGCUGAUAAUCCUAAAGCAUUAUAUAGACGAGCACUUGCACGAAAGGUAUGUGGCUAUAGUUAAGUGCACAUAGAUUUGAAUGCACUUAUGUAUAUGGUCUCAUUGAUAUGUAAAUGAGGUUGUAGCCUAAUAACAUUCAUUUGCAUUUAAACUAAAUACAUUCAUUUUGCAGGCCAUACAAUAUGGCACUUGUAUAUUAAAUAAUGUAGCAUAAAUUAAGAUAACUAUUUUUUUUUCAGAUGCUUCUGCAAUAUAAAGCAAGUCUCCAAGAUCUCAUAGAACUUCUUAAAUUAGAGCCAAAGAAUUCUGCAGCCCAGAAAGAAAUGAAUACUGUCAAACAAAUUUACAAAGAAGUAUGCUCUUUUUCAUUAUCUUUGACCAAAAAAACAGUCAGAUGGGAUCCGGUUUUUAAAAAAAAUGCCUUUGGAUUAAAUGAAAUUUAAUUAUGCAUCUUAUCAUGUAUGUUCAGUGGUUCUUUGUAAAUAUUAAUUGUGAAUUUUAUAUCAUUACAAACAUCAGUAUUCCUCAAUCAGCCCUAGGAAAGCUUCAACUUUGGUAUUUUUGUUUUGAAUUUCUCCUUUUAAUCAGAAACCAAAUAUGUUUUUGUAAAAAAAAGAAAAGGCAGUAAGGAUUUGGUCCUCAGUCAUUAGCAGUUAAUUCAUUUAAUCAUUUUCAAGUUUCACUUAUAGAUUUUGUCUCCCCCCCCCCCCAAGGAACUUGAGAAAUUGAGAGCUAAAAAGUCAACCUCAACCAUUGAGCAAGAGACUAAAGUAAGGAAAAGGAUGAAAAUUGAAGAAGUUGAGGACGAUGAUGAGGAAGAAAAACCAAGAGGAAAGACCGCAGGUAAGGAAGGUUAUUUCUUGUAAAUAUAACAAUCAGUUUAUGAUCACUAAAGGUUUCUAGGUUUAAACUGUAAAAUGAAUGCAUUUAUUAUGACAUUAUCACUGAACAUAUGAGUAGCUUUAAUUUCAAAGAUUCUUUGUAUAUUCCUGUUUUGUGCAUUGUAACCUUGCUAUUGUCCUUUGCAAACAUAUUAUGAUGCUCAUCAGAAUUAAAACAAUGAGUAUUUCAUACUAGUGUUAAGUUUGAUUGCCACUAGUGAUCAGGCUAGGAUGGGGGUUGUAUGGAGCAGACUAGUGUACAUUUUGGCGUACAAUGUACGAUUUUGAGGUGUAUACAUUAUAUAUACUGUAUGUUUAUUUUUUACUAUUAAGAUAAUGUAUUGAGCGAUUUUGUGAAGAUGUUGUAAGAUUUCAAGAGUUUGAGGAUAAACAGGUCUGAUAGAGUAUGAUUAACUUCAUUUCAGAAAGCAUCAUAUUUAAAAUACCAAACAAUAAAAUGUUUCAAUGUUACAUGAAAGAAAACCAAAACAAAUAAUUUGGGUUAAGAUUUUUCCUUUUUUGAAUAGGCUAAUCUCCUUAUUGCCUUAGACUGAUAAGUAUUUCAAGAUGUUUGUUUUGUCAAAUAUGUAGGAAAUUCUUAAAUUCUCUAAUUGUGAAAUCCAACUUUAUAAUCUUGUUUUGGUUUCUCAUGUAGAUUUCUAGUAAACUUUUCGUAUCAUAAAUUUUUCUGGCCUUUUUAAGAGUUUAUUCAAUCCCCAGAAAAAGCUAAACUUCAGAGCAAGUCUCGUAAUGUCAAAGUAUCACAACCAUCUUCAGGCAGCAAAUCAAAAAGCAACAAUAAUACAGAGAAAAAGUCUGUUCACACAGAAGAAUGUUCAAGGAAAGGUCAAUCUGUUGCACCCCCAAUUGCCCCACGUUUAAUGAAGACAACACCAUAUGAGUUCUGUCAAGCAUGGAAUUCUUUGAAAUCCUGUCAGGGUAGUCAGCCAUAUGCUGAAAUUUUACGUCAAGUGUCUCCUAUAGACCUACCUAAAGGUAUAUACAUAGAUAUUUAUUUAUUUUAUUUCAUGACUUGCUGAGUAAUAAAUAAAUAGGUAUAAUUUAAUUAAGAAAAUAUUUAAAAUUUUAUUAAAGAUAUCAAAUAUAAUUUUAUUUUCUUUAUUCAUCUCCAGUGAUUAGUAACAAACUAGAUGGACAAAUGUUGCAGAUCAUUGUCAGGUGUGUUUAUGAAGAAAUGGUUUUGAAAGGUGAGAUGUCAUAUUUUUAGCUUCUUUAUUAUUGUAACCAUAGUACAUGUUCCCUCUCACAAACUAUAACAUAUUUGUUGACUGCUUUUAGGAGCAACCAUUUACUCUUGUAAAGUACUUUUGUCAACUCAUCUUACAGCUACAAUCAUCACCUUCAAUAAUUAGGAUUUUGUUUUUGUUGAAAAUUUUAAUUAAAAAACAAUUAUAUUUAUUUUUAAAUUACCUAAUGAGAAAAUCAAACAUUUAAAAGCAUUAUGUUUAGUUAUAGAUCCACAUAUCUAUAUUUCUCACUUUCCUUUUAAGACGCCACUGUUUUUAAAAAAUCAGAUUCAACUUAAAGCUAUUCGGACUGAUUUAACGUUCUCUUUAAUAUUUUUUCAUGAUUUCCUAUAGGAGAAAAUGAUUUAGGGUACCAGAUACUAGAUAAUCUGUGUAAAGUUCCUCGUUUCUCAACUGUCUCAAUGUUUAUGACCAGUAAGGAAAAGAAAGGUAAGUGAGCUAAAUACAAGUAAGAUAAAUAAUGCUUCUUAAUUAGCUCAAGUUUUUCCACAUUAAUUUCAAUAUUUCUACACUUAAGUAAACCUGAAAACUCAGUCACUAUCUGUUUAUAUAAAAUGAUAAAAUGAGCAAUGAAAUUCUAAUAAAUUUCUUUAUUGAAUCAAGAUGUAUAAUGUGCUAAUGAAGGUCAACAAAGGUUUUAGGCUCACUUGAUUUCCCCCUAUUAUUGAUAGGAUGUGGGGGGAAAUGUUUUAUAUACCUAGCACUUUGAAGCUUAAAUAUAUUUAAUAGUAAAUUUAACAUGUACUCAGUCCUGGCACUUUAAAUGAUAUAUAGUUCAGUCUGGGGAAUCCUGUCAUGGUUGGUAUAUAAUUGGUAUAUUUCAAAUAUUAAUUUUCUCAAGUCUGAAAUCGUUCAUUAUUGAAAUUGCAGAUGUUAAUUUUAGUCAGAAAUCACCAAGUGCAGUCACUUACAAGACAUUUUGGUUUAUCAGCCUCCAUUUAUAUAAACAUUUACCAUGUUGUCAACCAUAUUACUUUAUUUAGUGUUACUCAAAACCUGCAAAAUAAAAAAAUGCUAACCACUAAGUUCCAAUAAUUUUUAAUUUAAUCCCCUUAUUAAGUUUAAAAAAAAUUUAAAUGAUAUGAAGCUGGCAAUAAGAGACUUGCAUGUCAAGGUAAAAUGUUAACUAAUGUUAGAGGUAAAAUACAAUGUAGGAAAUAAUUCAAAUGUUCAAAUUCCCAUUUGCAGAAGUAUCGGCUGUACUUGACAUUUUAUCCAAGACUACAUCAAGUGCCUAUACCAGUUCUAAUAUUGUGAGACUAAAGAAGGAGUAUUCUGUUAAAUAGAUAUAGUUGCAAUUACACAAUUUAAGGAAAAAUAAUGAACAUUGAGAGUUAAGAAAAAUAAAGGACUCUUAAAAAAAUUAAAUGCAAAUUAAUAUUUAGUUUUUAAAAGAAGGGAAAUAAUAAAAAAUACUGUUCAACUUUUUUCAUAUCAUUCUUUUUUUCUCUCUGUCUUUUAAUUUUUUAAAUAUUUCUUGUAUAGAAAGGACUAUAAAAAAUCAAUAUAAAAUUGAUUAGUGGUAACAGGAACUUGGCAUGAGAUGGGUGGUGUUAAAACUUCUUAUCACAAAAGGGGUUAAGCCUCUAUUUCAGCAAUCCCUUCUUUAGACUAUUGGUACAUUUUAUUUUCAUUGAAUGUCCUUUAAAAAUAAAAUCUAAGUCUUUAAAGAGAUUUAGCUGUUAAAAACAAGAAUUGUAUAUAUUUAAUUAUUACUAUAACUUGCAUUAAAAUAAUUUUUUGUUUUAUUUUGUGUGUUUUCUGUUUUAAAAAAAGAAUUAUUCAAUUCUCUUUAUUUAAAAAAAAUAAAGGAAAUGCUCAGAAAAAUUCAAUUAGAAUUUGAGCAUUUUAAAAAGGUUAUUAUUUUGUUCAUUACAUUGUUAAUGGUUUGCAAUGCCUACAUUAAAAUUUUUAAAAUUAUUAUUAUUAAAUGGAAGCUGUCAAAAGAAGGUAUUUGAAUGCAUUUAUUUAAAAAAAUUUGUAUUACUGCCAUUUCUUCAGCAAUAUAUUUAAGAAAUUUUCAUCAAAGUCAAAUUUUAUAGUGUUAACUUAUUAUAUAUCACCGUGGUAACUUACAUUUAAAAAACAAAACAUUGAAACCUACAAGUCAUGUUUGGUAAAUUAAAAAAAACAAUGUGUGGGUGUUUUUAAAAUGUUCGAGUUUAUAAAAAUCUUUUCCUUAUAUUAGAUCAUAAUGUGUAGUUUUCUGUUUGUAUUUUAUGUAGAGUAUAACAUUAACAUGGUCAACAUAAACUUAAGAGUAAAGUUUUAAAGGUAAUGUUUUGAAAAUUGAAGGCGGCUUAUCACAUUUUCAGUCAUCUUUUGAACAGUAAAUAGAAAUAGAAUAUUUGUCUCUUUGAAAACAAUCUCGAUUGUCUAGGGCCAUGAAUUGUUUGAUUUAACGUUACAUGUUUCCAUCCUGCCAUGGUUAAACAAUUGCUAUGUAUAGCAAAUAAGAUCUGAUUUUUUUUUUUUUAUUUGACUUGUCAAACAAUGUUUUCUCUUUCUUUUUUUAAAAUGAUAAAUUUGCAUUGUGACUGCAAACCUUUUAAUAUUUUUGCUAUUAGUUUUUAACUCAGAAUGCUAAUUUCAACAGCAAAUUUUAUUUAAAUCUACUGACCAGUGGUAUAUGGUGCCUAAUUGACAAUUUAAAGGCUUUUCACAUCUAGGUCUGGUUAUCAUAUCUGCAUUUUGAGUAACAGGUUCAGAUUUCUGUAUUGGUACCCUUAUUUUAAACUCAAGGAAGGCCACUUCCAUUUUUUGUUAGAGUGUUAACUGAACUUGGAUCAACUAUUUUAUUAUCCAAUUUAUCCAACAAGAAGUUGAGUACUGGACAGUUUUAGAAUUAAACAUCCAUCAUUAAUAAUGAAGGUUUUGCCUUUACAACCGAGGUAAUUGUGGUGUCAAUAAGUGUUCACUUUUUAUGGUGUUUGCCAGAAAUUAUUCAGCUAUUUAUUUGGUAGAUGAAAGGAUGGAUUUUGAAUCCAGCCAUUUUAAAGAAUGGGUUAUCUGCCUUGGUUUGUUGCCCCAAGUAAACCUGUGAUUAGAGGAACAACUGGAGAAAUACAAAUUUAAAAAAAAAUUAAAAAAAAUUCCUGCUCCAUGUCACUCAACAUACACAGGGACACUUCACAUUAUAUCAAUGUCUGACUUGCCAAGGUAUGGCCCUGUUAUUUUCUAGAAGCCUACAUAGAAUGACUUCAUCACUGUGUCUUGACUUUUGACAUGUCUAGCAAAUUUCAUUGAUAUUAGAACUUUAAAAAAAAAUAUUUUUUCUUUCCUUAAUCAGUUUAUACCACAUUAAAAAUAGAAGCUAAAGAGGAAAUACCUGACUGGCAACUCUGUAUGAAUGGUGUUUCAUCCCAAUGAAAGGCAUUACUGUCCUUUCAUGUUACAAGCAUUACUAUAGCUAUGAUGUCAAGGUUCCUCAGGGAUCCCACUUAUUGAGGUGUUUCAUCCCAAUGAAAGGCAUUACUGUCCUUUCAUGUUACAAGCAUUACUAUAGCUAUGAUGUCAAGGUUCCUCAGGGAUCCCACUUAUUGAGGUGUUUCAUCCCAAUGAAAGGCAUUACUGUCCUUUCAUGUUACAAGCAUUACUAUAGCUAUGAUGUCAAGGUUCCUCAGGGAUCCCACUUAUUGUGUGAUUGAGGUAAAAUAAGAGAGUUGAUCAGUAGCAAAAUGUGAACUUUCUUUCAUUAAUGAGAUUGGCUGUAUUUAAAAAUAAAUUAUGUUUGUAUUCUAGAAUUAAUGACUGCAGUACAUGCAUUUGGUCAUAGACAAAACUGUUUAUUGUUGAUGGUCACAUAUUUAUGAGUUGAUAUUUAAGUGGGAUUUAGUCAUUGCAUUCAGGUAUCAUAUACAUGUACCACUAAGAUCAGAAAUAGCCAACCCCUGUUGAUCUGAAUAUGUUGAUCUCUGAAAAUCAUUUGUUUCAAUUUAUGUUUCUUAUGCUGAGCCAAAUUCUUUUUUUUAAAACUCUAUUAAGUUCAACAAUACAAUUAUAAAGCUUUAAUUUAAAAAAAAUUAUAUUACUGAAUCUAAAAAAUUGAAAUCUUUCUUCAUUUUCUGUCAUUAAUCAUGAACAAAAUAUUGACUGCUAUCAGUUUCUAAAUGAACUGUUGUAUAUUUCCCUCGAGUGAAUUGUCGAGAACUUGUUUAGCAUUGGUUCAUGCAAAGAAUACAAAAGUUAGUUAAAUGAAAAAAUUCUCGAAAAUUUAGUUGAGAAUUGCAAUUAAAACAGUUUUAAAAUUGCUGGUAAUUGCCGUGACUGUUAAAAAGCUAGAUCUAUUGAAAAUGUAAUGUCCUCUAUUGGUUUGCCUGUUUGAGUGUUGUUGUUACUUACCAGUUGUUCAUAUAACUAAUAACUGCAUGCUUGUGUGCCAACAGUUAAUGUACAGUACCGGGUACAGAUAAGGAGCCUGUCAUUUAGUCAUCAAAAUAAACUACAUAUCAUUUCUUACCAACUCAAAGAUUUCAGUUAUAUUGUCC
Messenger RNA from Lymnaea stagnalis (great pond snail), 22015 nucleotides. The record is from the annotation of a GenBank genome assembly. NCBI's taxonomy places the organism in Eukaryota, Metazoa, Mollusca, Gastropoda, Lymnaeidae.